UAUCAUAUCGAUUUAUUUUUCUGCGUAUACAGAACGUACUUUCCUUUCGUUGUAUUCACAAAAAUAAUAUUUUUAUACACCUGCGGAAACCUUUUACAUUAAAAAAUGUGUCGCUAAUUUAGUGUGUAUUGUAUAUUGUAUACGAAUUGCCCGGCAGAUAAAUAAAAAGUCAAUCGCAAUAAAAACAAAAUAAAUAUAUUUGCUUGCUUUGAACUUAAUUGGUGAGCCAUGGAGGAUCCGAAUCGCAUGUUGGCUCACACCGGCGGCAUGAUGGCUCCGCAAGGAUACGGUUUGUCUGGCCAGGACGAUGGCCAGAAUGCUGGCAGCGAAAACGAGGUGCGCAAGCAAAAGGACAUUGGCGAGAUCUUGCAACAAAUAAUGAGUAUUUCUGAACAAUCACUUGACGAGGCGCAAGCCAGAAAACAUACACUUAAUUGUCAUCGGAUGAAGCCGGCACUCUUUUCCGUAUUGUGCGAAAUUAAGGAAAAGACUGUCCUUUCCAUUCGGAAUACCCAGGAGGAGGAGCCCCCAGAUCCACAACUGAUGAGAUUAGACAACAUGCUGAUUGCUGAGGGCGUGGCUGGACCCGAAAAGGGAGGUGGCGGAGCGGCCGCAGCAUCUGCGGCUGCUGCCAGCCAGGGUGGAUCCUUGUCCAUCGAUGGCGCUGACAAUGCCAUCGAGCAUUCCGACUAUCGUGCCAAGCUGGCACAGAUCCGUCAAAUCUAUCAUCAAGAGUUGGAGAAAUACGAGCAGGCAUGCAAUGAGUUUACCACGCAUGUCAUGAACCUUCUACGCGAACAAAGUCGUACGAGACCCAUUACACCAAAGGAAAUCGAACGAAUGGUGCAGAUUAUCCACAAGAAGUUCAGCUCCAUACAAAUGCAGUUGAAGCAGUCGACCUGCGAGGCUGUAAUGAUUCUUCGUUCGCGUUUCCUAGACGCUCGUCGCAAGCGCCGCAACUUCAGCAAGCAGGCAUCUGAAAUUCUCAACGAGUACUUCUACAGCCACUUGAGCAACCCAUAUCCAUCCGAAGAGGCCAAAGAGGAAUUGGCACGAAAAUGUGGCAUCACGGUAUCGCAAGUGUCCAAUUGGUUUGGCAACAAGCGAAUUCGCUACAAGAAGAAUAUUGGUAAGGCACAGGAGGAGGCCAACUUGUAUGCGGCCAAGAAGGCUGCUGGUGCUUCACCGUAUUCCAUGGCCGGUCCUCCAAGUGGGACAACCACACCUAUGAUGUCACCCGCUCCGCCACAGGACUCGAUGGGCUAUCCAAUGGGCUCGGGUGGCUAUGACCAGCAGCAACCGUACGACAACAGCAUGGGUGGUUACGAUCCCAAUCUACAUCAGGAUCUAAGCCCCUGAGGAUCAGGGCUGUGAACCACUCCCAAUCGGAGACUCCCCCAUACAGUUGCGGUCAAAAUAACUGCUCUGAAAAUCUAUCAUGCAGUUUCUUCCUAACUAAGUUCUCUUGCGGCGAAAUACGUUUUAUAUUUGCUCUUUUGCCAAGACCAACAGUUCUGCUUUCCUUUUUUUUUCUCCUUCAGUUAAGUUUUAAAUUCGCGCAGAUUAAGAUAUAGACAUUAGGACUUAAAUACGAUUACUUAAUAGUUUGCGUUUGCUAGAUUUUGGUUCGUGAAAAAACAUAAUCCUUCGAAACAAAUGAGUAUAACAAUCAAACCGGGAUAUUAAGAGCUCGCUUAAUUAAAUGUUUGCCUGUUAAAAAGUUUUGGCAAUUUCUUAUAGGCUUUUUAAUUAUCGAUCAAGUGCAAGCAUGUGUUUAACAUGCAAACUGUAAAAUAAACAAAUACGUAAUAUUUUAUUAAGGCAGCUAUACUUUUUUGGCCCACAGACAUCGGAGUCAGAUCGUAACAUGAAUCCUUAAGAGAAAAGUAAUUAAUGCAGAGCCUUCUUCUGUAGGACGUCAUUAGCUUAUAUAUUAAUCAUUGAAAACAUAUUCAAAGAAACGCAAUUUAACUGGUAGUAUACGAAUAUUUUAAUAUAGAACGGAAGCACAAUUUUCAGGGCUUUCACUUUGACCGCAGCUGUGUAUAAAUAUAUUUUAAUACAUUUACCUAUAUUUGCGGGUAUAUACAAAUAUUGCAUGUGUAAAUCAUACUAUGACGAUUCUUUUUGGCUACAGUACGUAUACGACAGCAAAAUAGUGUUUACUAAAUUUAAACCUGUACGAAAUUUUUAACUUGAACAAUACGAAACUAAACCAUGUAUACGAUGUAUAUCAAAUAAAUAAAUAAUACAUGUUGUUGUUA
Molecule: messenger RNA, 2264 nt
Organism: Drosophila ficusphila
Lineage: Eukaryota; Metazoa; Arthropoda; Insecta; Diptera; Drosophilidae
Gene: exd
Product: homeobox protein extradenticle
Exons: 5
Coding region: 229-1359 (376 amino acids)
Biological process (GO): neuron development; regulation of transcription by RNA polymerase II; embryonic organ development
Cellular component (GO): nucleus
Molecular function (GO): RNA polymerase II cis-regulatory region sequence-specific DNA binding; DNA-binding transcription factor activity, RNA polymerase II-specific
Source: RefSeq, a predicted model, not a curated record